CGCAGUUGCAGUUGUGACACAGAAAAAGAAAUCACCAUGAAGGUUCUCAUUGUCCUCCUUUUGGGUCUGACUUUUGUCCUGGCCGACCAUGAUCACGGUCACCAUCACGGUCACGAAUCCUAUGUGGUUAAGACCCACGACGACCUUGUGACCUAUCGCUCGUACUGUGCCGAGAAGGUUCACGCCAGCGAGGAGCUGGUGGAGAAGUACAAGAAGUGGCAGUAUCCCGAUGACGCGGUGACCCACUGCUACCUGGAGUGUGUCUUCCAGAAGUUCGGCUUCUACGAUCCGGAGCACGGUUUCGAUGUCCACAAGAUCCAUGUCCAGCUGGCCGGAGCUGGUGGCAAGGUAAGCCACUCGGAUGAGAUGCACCAGAAGAUCGCCAACUGUGCCGAUAGUCACUCCAAGGAGGGCGACUCCUGCUCGAAGGCCUACCACGCCGGCAUGUGCUUCAUGAACGCCAAUCUGCAGCUGGUCCAGCACAGUGUCCAGGUCUAGAGGGACAGUUAUUCCUGCCAUCCCAGACCCAUCUGAUCGCUUGCUUGCAGUUCAAGUCGUAAAUAAAAACGAAUUAAAAAACUAAA
This is a messenger RNA of Drosophila eugracilis, 584 nucleotides long. RefSeq names its product general odorant-binding protein 99b (gene Obp99b). Gene Ontology annotation, molecular function: odorant binding. Gene Ontology annotation, biological process: sensory perception of smell. The transcript has a single exon. The record is from RefSeq and is a predicted model, not a curated record. Bases 37 to 498 code for a protein of 153 amino acids. Lineage: Eukaryota; Metazoa; Arthropoda; Insecta; Diptera; Drosophilidae.